AUGACUGGAAUAUUUUCAAACUUUGGAAAAAGACUCAGCAUUGCAUUCUCAGGCGAAAAGAACAUGGCGCCUACUGGUAUUCUGAAGGUUGAGGGGACGAAGAUUGUUGAUACGGAUGGAAAGGAGGUCCUUUUGCGUGGGGCUGGUGUAGGAGGAUGGGCAAAUAUGGAGAACUUCAUCACUGGUUUCCCAGGACGCGAAUACCAGAUUAGGCAAGCUCUUGCCGAGGUUCUUGGGAAGGAGAAAGCUCAGUUCUUCUUCGACAAGUUCCUCGAAUACUUCUUCACGGAGCAAGAUGCCAAAUACUACAAAUCCCUCGGUCUCAACUGCAUUCGUGUUCCAUUCAAUUACCGCCACUUCGAAGAUGACAUGAACCCUCGCGUCCUUAAGCCUGAUGGUUUCAAGUGGCUCGACCGCAUUGUCAACCUCUGCGCCGCCGAAGGCAUCUACACCAUUCUAGACAUGCACACCGUUCCCGGCGGCCAAAACGGUGACUGGCACUCAGACUCCGCCCACCACGUUGCCGAGUUCUGGAACCAUAAGGAUUUCCAGGACCGCUCAGUGUGGCUAUGGGAGAAGAUUGCCGAGCACUUCAAAGGGAACCCGUGGAUUGCCGGGUACAACCCACUGAAUGAGCCUUGCGAUCCUACACACGAGAGGCUGCAGGCCUGGUACCAUCAGGUCUACCCGGCGAUCAGGAAGAUCGACCCAGACCAUAUCUUGUUCCUGGAUGGAAACACCUUUGCGUCAGAUUUCUCGCACUUUGAUGUUGAGGAAACAUGCAAGAAGUGGGAGAACACUGUGUACUCAGUGCACGACUACUCAAACUACGGGUUCCCGGCCUCUUCAGAGACAUACACCGGUACCGAGGAGCAGAAAGCGAGGAUAAAGCGAAGCUAUCUCAGGAAGGUACAGUGGAUGAAGGAAAACAACCUCCCUAUCUGGAACGGAGAGUUCGGCCCGGUGUAUGCCAGGAAGGAGUACGACGGAGAGGAAGAAACCCCAAAGAUCAAUGACAGCAGGAUCACGCUCCUCAAAGAUCAAUUGGAGGUUUAUGAUGAGGACCGAAUCUCAUGGAGUAUCUGGCUAUACAAAGACAUUGGGUACCAGGGAAUGGUCUAUAUCAACCCUGACACACCUUAUAUGAAGCUCUUCCGUGGCUUCCUCGACAAGAAAUUCCGCCUUGCUAUCGACGCCUGGGGUGCCGAUGACUCCAAGAUUCGCGACGUCAUGGAGCCCUUUGAGCAGUUCAUCACCGACAACGUUGACCCCAAGUACCGCAACCUCUACCCAUCCCCAGUGUGGAAAUUCAAGGACCGUAUCGCCCGUAUCUCGCGCAACAUUCUAUUAGCCGAGUUUAUGGUCAAGGAGUGGGCGGACCACUUCGAGGGUAUGGAUGAGAAGCAGCUAGAUGAACUGGCGCAGAGCUUCAAGUUUGAGAACUGCGUCCACAGGGAUAGCCUGAAUAAGGUGUUGAGGGACCAUAGGGGCAUAGCGUAG
Messenger RNA from Morchella importuna, 1500 nucleotides. RefSeq lists its product as uncharacterized. NCBI's taxonomy places the organism in Eukaryota, Fungi, Ascomycota, Pezizomycetes, Pezizales, Morchellaceae. Gene Ontology annotation, biological process: glucan catabolic process. The record is from RefSeq and is a predicted model, not a curated record. Gene Ontology annotation, molecular function: beta-glucosidase activity. Gene Ontology annotation, cellular component: cell surface; extracellular region. The coding region runs from base 1 to 1500 and encodes 499 amino acids. The transcript is spliced from 4 exons.